Messenger RNA from Drosophila elegans, 4018 nucleotides. RefSeq names its product capon-like protein. The record is from RefSeq and is a predicted model, not a curated record. Bases 631 to 2577 code for a protein of 648 amino acids. The transcript is spliced from 6 exons. Gene Ontology annotation, molecular function: nitric-oxide synthase binding. Lineage: Eukaryota; Metazoa; Arthropoda; Insecta; Diptera; Drosophilidae.
AUAUUUAUAAAUCAUAUACCUUCAAAAUUUCGAUGCAACUAGGACUCUGAAUCAUUGACAGAAAACCGAUGCAAAUCAUUCGCCUGCUGAUUGACAUAAAUUUGGCUAACCAUAGCAAAACCCACAUCAUAUUGACAGCAUUAUUUUUUUUUUUGUUGGAAGGGAUGGCCUGAAAACAAGAAAUCUCUGGCAUGCAGGCGGCAGAAAUAUUCGGAAAAUAACAAGAAAAUAUUUUCUCUCCGAUAUGUAGGCAACAUGAAAAGUUGCAAAUAAUUUAAUACACAAAUAAAUGAACACGCAAAAGCAACAGCAUCAAAAACAACAGCCUAGGGGCGAAAGUGAAGCAUAAACAAUUUAUAGCACCUCGCAGGUGUGAAAAGUGAACAAUGGCGCAUCGGCGGUGUGUGAACAACCUGGAUCAAGGGAGCGACCCACAGAACCCUAAGCAAUUAUGAAAUUAAUAGCCAACUAAUUGACCGAUUGAAAAGCGAGCGAAAACAGCUCUGAACAGCAUUGAACUUAGUGAGCAGAGUGAGCAGAGUGAGCAGCGUGAUCAGAGUGACAAAUUGGCGAGCUAACGACCUUGCGGAUCGCGGAUCACCGAACUCUCUUCAGCCAGCUGUUGUGGCCAUGAAGCACGAGAAGACCCUCGCCAUGGCUGCUCCGCAAAAGCACAGCUCCGCCCACGUUCCCCGCAGUCCCAUCACCAAGGCCUUUGACUUUCUGCCCUGGUCGCGGAGUCGCAGCAAGGUCAACAUGGCCAAGGCCCAGCCCCAGCAGUCGGACCAGCAGGCGGACCAGCAGGCGGCCUCUGUUUCAGUGCCUGCCGCUGCCGAGAAGCCCUCGGAGGUGCACUAUCACAAGAACAUCUUUCGCAGCGGUGGUGGCCUCAUCCGGGACAUCCUGGUGGGCGACAAGCAACUUCAGCUGAAGGACAAGCCGCCACAAUCCCCGGUUCCCGCGCAUAAAAAGAAACAGAAGCACUUGUCGCGAAACAAGAGUUUGGAUAUCCGGGAACUCAUAGGUUGUGUGGAGCGCGAAAUGGCUCCGGUGAUGGGAGGUCAACCAGCUCGUUUCAUGGACGACACCUACAUAGACCACAAGCCCAAGCAUAUACUCUUCAAUGACGACGAGAAUACGGUGUAUAUCAUUAAGAAGGAACAGCCGGUGGCCAAGUCGAGCCAUAAGGCUAGUAACCCAUCUUCGUCCACUGCCCCGGCCAAUGGAGACGUGCUUAAGGCCCGCCUGAAGUUCAAGCGGCUACCGGGGGAUCACUACGAGGCCUCGCCGGAGGCCCUGCGACGGGCACAUCUCCUGCACCAGCGAUCCGAGCAGCGGCAUCAGUUGCAGCGGCGCAAGAGUCUCAGCGACCAGCAGAGCAGCUCCAGCCUGAGCAGUGGCGGUGGCGGCAACGGAGGGGGAGGGGGUGGCAGCGGCAACGGAAGCAUUAUGCUGGAGCGACCCAAGACGGACAAGCCGCGCAAGAAGCUGUCCUUCCGGGAGCCCAUCAUAGCCGGUGACCAGAUGCUGCCGCUCAUCCUCACCGAACAGCGGCAGGCGAGACAGAGGCGUCGCAGCUCCCCACUGGAGCGAAGCAGGGGGGGCGGCUUGGCGGGUGCGAGUGCGGGGGCGGACUGUGAUAAUUUAUGCAAUGGCCGCACAAAGGAUACAAUUUCCUGCGGCUGUGCGACGAGCGAUCCGGAGUCUCAGGCCAUGCGCAUCGUUCGCACCGUGGGACAAGCCUUUGAAGUGUGCCACAAAUUUAAUCUUCAUAAGAAUUCCCUGGAACCCAAUGACGAACGCUCCGACAUCUCCUCCUCGGAGCUGCUGGACGUGGAGCAGAUCAGCGAGCAGCAGCUCAGUGAGGACGGCGAACGCGGUGGCGACAACGACACGCCCAAGAAAGAGCACUUGGCCAUAACGCCCGAUCUGAGCCACACGCAGCCGCAGCGCCCCAACCACUUGGAGCUGAUGCCAUCGCAUUCGAGUCUACGCAAGUCGAACAGCCUGCUGUGUGAUGUGGACGACAAUCCAGGCUCACCCUCCUCGCCGCGUUCUGAGAUCACCCAGCUGAAGGACCAGCUGGAGGCACAGGCUCUGCAAACGCGCCAGGCCCUUGGCCAACUGAUGCUGGUGCGGGAGCAGCUCAUCUCGGAGACCAAUGCGCGCAUCGAGGCGCAGGCGCGCACCCAACAACUGCUGCAGCAGAACCGGGAGCUCCUCGAGCAUCUGGCCUCCUUGGGGGCCUACAACGAGCAGCAGAGUGCCGGACUCACGUCGGCCAACAUCGGAAUGGCGCCGCAGCUAUCGUCGACGGCCAAAGUGGCGAGAUGGUUCCAACAACUGCCCUGGCACACCGCCUCCUUGUCGCGUCCGGAGAGCGGCUUCGUAUCCGGCGAUUCACGCUCCGAGAAGUACCAGGAGGAUCAUUUCUACGGCGGCAUCGCCAAGGAGACCGAUGAUUUAUGCGACGAAUUUCUGCUGGUGGAGGGCAGCAGCACCAUUUGGACAAAGCUGAGCGCCAAAAAGCGUCGUAAAUUGCUAGGCAUGCGGCUGGGCAAAGUGACAACGUUCUGAGGUCGCCGUCGGCCCUCGUAUUUGCGUAAUGUGUGCGUUUAUUAGCUGUUAAGUGAGUUUUUAGCAUCGCCCUUAAGUGUAGCUUUGAUAUAUUUGCGUAGGCAUAGCUAGUUAGUACGAAAACCAAUAGACUAAAGGACCAAAUUAACCCAAACGAAGCGAAACGGAUCGGAACGGAACGGUACGAACAACAUGCUCAUUGAGAUGCCAUGCAACAGGCAUAGACAUAAGUCAAUUAGUGGGCAUAAAACGUAAGCUCAAUGUGUAUUUAAGUAUUAACGGAAUGAAAGUAUUUGGCCAAACAGCCCAUGGCCAAUUCAUUAAGCGAACAAACCACGCACAUUAAUCAUACGCCACGUAGCCCAUCCACACACACACACAAACACCCACUGCCAGAAGCCAAAAGAGCAGUUACUGUUUAGCUUGACCAACUUUUCGUGUACGAGAAAAACUGGUUAUUAAGCUAAGCAAAACAACAGGGAUGAACUACAGCAGAGAUGGGACUAGAGACAAAACAAAAAUAGCAGGAAACGCAGGAAGCAACUUUUCCUGCAGCCAGGACCAAAAAGAUCAAAUGUUUGUUAUUCAUAAAUUUUUGCUGGCUUCAACGUUUUUAUGCAUAAAUCGAUUCUACUUUUACGCUUGGCAGUCCCUUUCCUAUACUUUACUUUGCCUUCCAUUUUUGUUCAUUCGGGUAACUCUAUAAAUUUAAGUCAGCUGCUGUGGGAUACGUGGCGUAUAAGCGAUUUACUCGAAAUUUAUGGGGAUUGGUUGGCUAUAAAAUGCGGGGUUGGUAAGGUAGCUAGAAUACUACUUUAGUAAGGCAAGCAACGAAGGUGUUUUACAGCCAACAGACUGUACUUCAACUUUGAUGGGUUAAGUUAGGGAUAGUAAAACCAGAUAACUUAAGGUUAGUUGAAUAUGCAGAGACACCUGCUUAACACUGUGACAAUCAUCGGGGGUGACCGAAAUUUUGCAUUUCAAAUUUGAGUGCAGCUAAAGCCGGCCAAAUGGCUUUCAAUAAUCAUCAAACUCUGUCGAGUUUUUAUUGCAUUAUUUGGCAGCUUUUCCGUUUAUUGCCCGACAUCACAAUGAAAAGACGAUUUUCCUAACGAUUUUAUGACAUUUGCAAUUUAGGUACGAAAUUUAUAGAUGCAAGAAAAGAAAAAACCAAUUAAUUUAUGUUAAAUGGUUUUAGUUAAUUUAUGCAAACGAUUUUUGAGACUGAAACUGAAAUUUUGUACUAAGCAUAAACCAGGAUACACAAACACAUGCAUACAUCACACAAACACAUACACAGACACACACAUAUCCAUGCAUUCCCACAAACAUUUGCGACAUAUAGGAAAAGUUUUUUAUAAGCUACUUUUACCCAAGCUAAAUUAAUAUUAGUUGCUCUGGUUCAACGCAAUAGAAUAAAGUGAAAAUAAUAAAAAUUAAA